AUGUCCUACAGUAGAUUCAACGAAUUGUCAAUGAAUGAGAUUGACGAGGUUUUGUCUGAAUCAAAAUCCUUGAAAUCGAUUCCAGAGGAGGAUUCUGAAUUUGAUCUCCAUCAAUAUUCAGGCAACAGUUCUUGUAAGUCUUCGGCUUCGACCAUUGAUUGCAAAACAAACUUAAGACUAUCUCUCUCACAAUUCAAAACAAAAAACGAUUUGCCGGCACACAACUUGUCCAAGUCCUCUUCGAUCAGUUCUGUCACCUCAAACAACUAUGGACUACAAAAGACAAAAACAAUGGCUUGCUUGGGCAAGACAGAAACCUGCGAUUCUUUAAGAAGAAAUGGUUUGAAUCUCAACAGAAAACCGGUUUCUGAUGUUGUUGCUCCCACCUCUCAAAGUCCAAACAAAAGUUUGUUUCCUGAAGAAUAUACAAUAGAAACUGAAACUGGCUUGGUAAAGGCUUCAACCUUGUACAGAUUAAACAGAUCAAAAACUUUUCCCUCAAAUACCAGAAAAACGAAAUCUAACAGCACACACAAGACAAAGUCUCAUUUUUUUUCUAAAUUUUUUCAUUAA
Ascoidea rubescens DSM 1968 is the source of this 573-nucleotide messenger RNA. RefSeq lists its product as uncharacterized. The transcript has a single exon. The record is from RefSeq and is a predicted model, not a curated record. The coding region runs from base 1 to 573 and encodes 190 amino acids. Lineage: Eukaryota; Fungi; Ascomycota; Saccharomycetes; Ascoideales; Ascoideaceae.